Polyodon spathula (Mississippi paddlefish) is the source of this 2793-nucleotide messenger RNA. RefSeq names its product E3 ubiquitin-protein ligase RING2. Gene Ontology annotation, cellular component: ubiquitin ligase complex; PcG protein complex. Lineage: Eukaryota; Metazoa; Chordata; Actinopteri; Acipenseriformes; Polyodontidae. The record is from RefSeq and is a predicted model, not a curated record. Bases 580 to 1608 code for a protein of 342 amino acids. The transcript has 7 exons. Gene Ontology annotation, molecular function: ubiquitin protein ligase activity; chromatin binding.
GAGUGGCUUGGCAGAAAGACGAAAUGCUAGAUAACUCACAUAAAACUCUAAAUUAAUGUAGGUGUAUUUUGUGCACGUAGCCUCUAUGUAAGUAACCCCUUUUCAUGCCGCUGCGUUUUACCCCCAUAACAAGAGUCGAUCAUGUAAUUCAAUACUCCUGUAUUUUUUUUUCUCUGAAAAAUAUCAAUAUUUAAACACCGAACAAGCAAGACAGUCAAAGCAAUAAAACAACAAGAAAAAAAAAAAAAACUUUAUCAAUCUAUUCUAUUUACAUUAAAUGAACUGUUUAAACACAACCAAACACGAGCUUAGUCCUCUGAGCACAUGAGUUCCGCGGGACCCAGGCGUGCAGGACACAAGCUUGCAUUCUUACACCUUGUGUCUGUAAUCGUGAUUCAUGAUUCAGACGCUACAAGAACACGCUACCAAACAGAAUGCUGCGGUUACAGUGAACUUGAUGCGUUAUUGUAAACAGCCUGGAUUAUGUUUACGAGGAAUUUAUAACACUAGAGUUUUCUUCAAGCUCACAAAACCUUUUCAAAAAGAAGCCCUGUUUUUUCGCCUGACUUUUCUAUAAUAAUGACUCAGACCGUGCAGACUAAUGGGGUACAACCCCUGAGUAAGACAUGGGAACUCAGCCUGUAUGAGCUACAGAGGACUCCCCAGGAGGCAAUCACAGACGGGCUGGAGAUUGCUGUCUCCCCGAGAAGUCUCCACAGUGAGCUGAUGUGUCCGAUCUGCUUGGAUAUGCUGAAGAACACAAUGACCACCAAGGAGUGCCUUCAUCGCUUCUGUGCCGACUGCAUCAUUACAGCUCUGCGCAGCGGGAACAAGGAGUGCCCGACAUGCCGAAAGAAGCUGGUGUCGAAGCGCUCUCUGCGCCCUGAUCCGAACUUCGAUGCGCUGAUCAGCAAGAUCUACCCGAGCAGAGACGAGUACGAGGCCCACCAGGAGCGUGUCCUGGCCCGGAUCAGCAAACACAACAACCAGCAGGCGUUGAGCCACAGCAUUGAGGAGGGCCUCAAGAUCCAGGCCCUGAACCGGCUCCAGAGGGGGAAGAAGCACCAGAUUGAGAAUGGCAGUGGGGCAGAGGACAAUGGUGACAGCUCUCACUGCAGCAAUGCCUCGGUACACAGCAAUCAGGAGGCAGGGCCCAGCAUCAAGCGGACAAAGACCUCUGACGACUCGGGCCUCGACAUGGACAACACCACUGAGAACGUGGCGGGGGACCUGGCGCUGGACGGGGCCAGCGAGAUUGAGCUUGUUUUUCGGCCACACCCCACACUGAUGGAGAAGGAUGAUGUCACGCAGACCAGUAUUCGGUUUGUACCCAGGUACAUUAAGACAUCGGGAAAUGCCACGGUGGACCACCUCUCCAAAUACCUGGCAGUACGACUGGCCCUAGAGGAGCUUCGCAAGAGCGGAGACACCAACCCCAUUAAUGUGGAGGCAGCGAGUGAGAAGCAGUACACUAUCUACAUUCCUACAGCCAGCGGCCAGUUCACAGUGCUGAAUGGGUCCUUCUCGUUGGAGUUGGUCAGUGAGAAGUACUGGAAGGUCAACAAACCUAUGGAGCUAUACUUCGCACCCACCAAGGAGCACAAAUAGUUGCAGGACUCAGAAUGGACUGAGAGCGUUCUCAUUAAUAUGUUGAUGUCUCUUUGUUGGAUUUCCUGGCUCCAGAGAGCUAUUGCUGCUUUUUUAUAAUUUAGUUUUUGUACUUGAGACCCAUAGAUAUCCUGUCUCGGUUAAUGAAGCAUUUGCAUCCUUUUAAAAACAUUAUAAUCCUCCACUGUAAAUCAAUUUGGAAGUUGCCAGGAAAACAUUUAAUAACCUUCAUUCAGUAACCCAUUCUCCCAAAAUGAUUUCAGAAAAAAUUGUGAAUUUGUGCAUGAAAAAGCUGAGGGUCAAAAGCACUUGCUACAGUCUGUAUACAUGCAGGCAGAAUACCCCUUAUAGCUCAACGAGUGCUCCUCAAUCCUGACCACAAUAUCUGCUGUUAUUCAGUCCCAAGCCUUUCUAAAGCCAAGAAUGCUGAAUUGUUAGUGGUUUUGUUAUGUGGAUUAAGUUCACUGGGGCCUAAACCCACCAGCCUCUCAUUUAAACCCAGGUUUAUGAUGUGAAAGCAACCAAAUAAUCCAGUGUGCCACCUAGCCCCCUACCCUGAAUCAGCCAUGAAAUGCUCACAGCACAUGUAGUUAUUAUUGUAAAGGAAGCAGGCAUUUACAUUUUUCUUGAGGGGCACAUUUAGGGCAAAAUGAAAACCCAGAUAAGCUUGCUUCUCUUCUACCCCCCUAUUAAUUUUAUAUAAGAAUAAAAGGAACUACAGGUAAACUGGUUCUUUUUCAUGUUUUUGUGAAUGUGUGUGGCUGACAAGUAAUUUUUUUACUUCAGGAAAACAGGUUUCAGGAGAUUCGUAAUUAAAAAUCACUUGUUUUCUCAUGAAGUCAAAAAUUGAAUGCAAUUAAACACCAGGAGACUCUGAAUGCAGUGUUUGUUUAUCUACGGCCUAGAGUAUUUGUUGUACAGGAAAUGAACCAUAAAAUAACAGGUUGUACAUGAUUAAUGUGGUGUGUAAAAACAGAGACGCUGCAUACUCCGAUGACAAAAUUUAAGAAAGUGUUUCUGUUUUCCUCUAUUUCCAUGUUUUUCAUGUUCGAUUUGUAUUUUUCAGUUAGGACAAAAUUGUGUGUUGUCAUGCAUUAAUAAUCCCCAAACACAUUUGGCUUGUUUUUUCAAACUAAUCCUUAAAGGCUGUCCUUUUGGAAUAAAUACAUGGUAUCUGAAAUAUGA